AUGGUCGCUAGGGAGAACUUCUUAGCCCAGGAAGAUCCAACUGGUGACAACGCCGAGUCGCUGAUUAAGAAGCAUGAAGAUUUCGACAAGGCGAUCAACAGUCAGCAGGAGAAGAUUGCUGGAUUGCAGCAAUUCGCCAAUCAGCUCAUCAACAGCAAUCAUUACGACAAAGAUGCCGUAGCUCGUAAGCGCGACAUGAUUCUGGAUAGAUGGGAGCGUCUGAAGUCUGCUCUCAUUGAAAAGAAGCACAGCUGGAGAACAGCCCGACAUUGCAGAGCAAUCAGCUCGUGA
This is a messenger RNA of Ostertagia ostertagi, 291 nucleotides long. The record is from the annotation of a GenBank genome assembly. NCBI's taxonomy places the organism in Eukaryota, Metazoa, Nematoda, Chromadorea, Rhabditida, Trichostrongylidae.